Messenger RNA from Pelobates cultripes (western spadefoot toad), 10713 nucleotides. Lineage: Eukaryota; Metazoa; Chordata; Amphibia; Anura; Pelobatidae. The record is from the annotation of a GenBank genome assembly.
AUGUCUGUGGAGGUUGGUGCCCGUGCUCUCCGGUGCUUGGGGAGUCAGGGGAGCCCGCGCUCACCUGGCCGCCGCCAUCUUUGAUUACAUGCGGUCUAGGCGUUGUGAGGAGGUCGGCCACGGAUAGGAUCCCGUCCUUCGGUUUUUUGCCUUUUUUUUGUGCGUCGCCAUAUCCCGGUGUUUCCCUCCUAUGGUGAGUGGCUGUUGGGAACGUCGGCAGGGAUGAUUGUGGUUAUUGCUUGGCGUUUUGGAUCGUGCAGGGCGCAGAGCUCUGAGCUUAAGCAGCCAUUACGCUCGGCAGCCAGGCCAUGCCCCCCGGAUUUUAAAGUUUUAAGGGUUAAGGGUAAUGGUUUAGAUGUGCUUAGAGUUAGGGGAAAUACAGUUGGGGCUUAGGUUUUGGGGGCUUUGUAAUAAGGACCAACUGCCUUUAAGAUGCUAUAGACUAUGACUCCCAUAAUUCUCAGCUAGGCAAAGCUGUAAUGAAGUAUUUUGAUGUCAAUAUUUUUAAAGUAGUUCAGAAAAUUUAGUUAUGUCUCCAAAUAUAGCUUGUCGUGCCAUGUCUUAUUUUUAUUUGAUCUUUUAACUCUUCCUUCUUUCCCUAAUACAUGGUUUAUUGACUAAACUCUGACUUGUAAUAAAUUAAAAUCUGAAAGACAAAUUUAGGUUAAAAUAGCCAAGCAGUGACUAUAGCCGAACUGAAUACAUUUUCUGGAAAGCUACCUUAGGCCAUCUUUUGCCAUUUGGAUUUCAACUCACUAUAAACCAGGGUUUACAUGCCUCAUUUCUGAUUCUCUUCAUGGACAUCAUUCUCUUAGUACAGACAAAUGUUUACAAAUUCUUUCCUCUCCUGUUUCUCCUUUCCACGCAGGGUAAUUUUGGCAGUGUUGAGUUGUGCCGUUACGAUCCUCUCGAUGAUAAUACAGGAGAGUUGGUUGCAGUUAAAAAACUACAAAAUAACACAGCCGAACAUGUCCGUGACUUUCAGAGGGAGAGUCUAAUUCUACGCUCCCUUCACAAUGACUAUAUUGUCAGAUACAAAGGAAUCUGCUAUAGUGUUGGUGAGUGGACUGGAAACACUGGAAAGGGAGAGACGAAAUCAUUGUUAUACACGUAGUUCAAAGUGAAUUCAACAUGAAUUUCAAAUUUAAGGCCAGCAUGGCUGAACUGGAAGCAUUAUUGGCUUAUUUAUUGCUUUUUUCCGUUAGCUAUUUUGACCUUAAAUUUGAAAUUCACUUUGAAUUCUCAUUUCAGUGAGUAGCCUUUUAAAUCUAAAGUAUUCUGUACUAUAUCUCUCCACAAGUAUUUUUACAUUCAAGUAAGUCCUCUUACUGAUCCAUACUAUCCUGCUCUAUAAACUGGCAUUUUCCUCUUGGCUCCUCAUUAUAAAGCCUCCUACUAAUGCAAAAAAAACUCUUUCAUCUAACCCUUUCAUAUGAUUACUCUGGAAAACUCCCAGUUCAAUUCUAUAUUCUAUAUAACCUUUCUGCCAAACACAGAAAUGACAACAAACCAUAAAAAAAAUAAUCAUAAAGUAAAUACAAAACAUAAACGAAACAAUGUGCAAUUCAAUUGAACCAUUAUCUUAUAAAAAAAAAAGUUAAGAUUAUAUUUUAUAAAAGAAAAAAGUCCCAGUGUUGGAAAAUCAUUCUGAAUAUAGCAAGUUUAGUAUUACAGACCCAGGAGAAUAACUUUAUUUCAAGUUAGCGGUGAACCAUUCUAAAUCCAACCCAUCAAAAAAAUAAAAAUAUUAUAAGGGUUAUUUACAAAAGUGAGAUUUCAAAGUAAAUUCACUGUGAAUUUCACAUUUAAAAGGAACACUAAACUGACAGGAAUACAAAUAUGCAUUCCUGACACUCUAGUGUUGAACAAUUUAGGUGAUUGCCCCCGCUCCUAUUGCAUGGAAAAGGUGAUAUUACUCACUGUUUAUCCCAUGCCGUGCCAAUCUCACCGCAGCUGGCCCCACCUCCAAUCUUAGUGAUCUCAGCCACCACAGUGCUUUCCCAUCGCAUUGAGCAAGUGUGACAAAACACCAAGUUGUGAUACUCAGUAUCUCUUCAUAGAGAUGCAUUGAAUCAAUGCAUUUAAUUUGUAUUAUUCCAAUUGUAAUCUUGAAAUUAAAUCCCUUCUGUGUAAAGUUAAUCAUUAAAGUAUUAAUGUCAUCCUAUUUUAUUAUUUAUUAUGUGUAGGUCGCAGGAGUUUCCAGUUGGUUAUGGAAUAUCUUCCGAAUAAAAGUCUUCGUGAAUAUUUGCCAAACAAUCGUGAUAGACUGGGCCCUCAGCAACUUCUGCUCUAUGCCUAUCAGGUUUGCAAGGUCCGUUGAUACAUACAUGAAUGAAUACAGAGAGCUCUAACUCAGAUCUUUGUGGACUCUGAUUUCCCCUCUUGCAUCUACAAUAUCAGAUAUCUUACUAUGCAGAUAUGCACAGAACAGAAAACACAGCCAACAAGCACAGAACAAUACCAGUAAAUGGGAAGCAAUUAUUAUAUAAAAAAGAGAAAAUUAAUACAUAUGAGAGACAUGAAAUAAAUGUGGAAGAUUCAUAUUUACAUUCUAUUUUAAACCUCUCUCUCGGAUGUGCAUGUACAUAUCAUGUUAUGCCAGAAAACAGAGACCAUGAUUUAGUUACUCUGUAAACAGAUUUUUCAGCUGUCUGCCUGAUUUCCCAUAUGGCCACCAAGGUCAUGGACUCAGAGUAGCAGGCAUGAGAGGGGCGGCACAGCCAGAGGUGAGAUCAUGCCUAGGAAGCAGCUGCUGGGGUCAGCCGUUACAGGCAGUGUGUACAAAGAAGAACACAGACCUGUUUGUUCUCCUUCCUGGUGGGCUGCUGAACCACUGGAUGAAUCAGUGGAGAGUAGGUCGAUGCUAUGACAUCACUGUCAUAACCACUGUACCACCUAAUCUUCCUCCAUGCUUGUAAGGGAGGAAUAGGCAACCAAAAAGAAGGGAGUAGGGAAUGCUAGCAAGAACCCUACCUCCUCUACCCUGCCCUUCAAACUCUCCAUUCCAGCUAGGGACCAGUGCCAUCCACCAGCCUGCCCAGCAAGGGAUCUACCAGGCCAGUAGCAGUAUGCCUUUCCCAGUCCAGUAGUUAGCCACCCGUGCCCACAAAGUCAUUGUAAAUGUCUGCAUGGGUCAGUGUGUAUGCAUGAGUCUUCACAAAGGCCAGAGUUUUCAUUAGAAAACCAAAACUUUUAAAUUGUGUUAGAGUAUCAUGCAAGUCUAUAUGUAGACAUGUACUAUAUAUUUAGUAUAUUUGUAUUAUAUUAAAAUGUACUAUAUAUUUUACACAGAAUAUAAAAUGACUAUAACUCCUUGCAUGCAUUCAUAUACAUAAUAUAUAUGUAUAAAUUAAGGGACGGUAGGGGGUAAAUCCGGACCUGCUAAUAACACCUUAUAGUUUAUAGUGCUUUAUUUAUUUAAUUAAUUUAUUUAAUUUACCUCCAAUGGCCAUGAGAGGGUAUGCCCACCUGCCACGUCAAGGCAGACCUCUUAGGUGGGUCCUACUCUAACCAUUUGCCUUGCUUCCUUGAGCUUCUGGCAAAAAAUCUCUAAUGAGACAGAAAGGGGUAUUUUUUUAUAUACAUUGCUACAUGCUUAUUAACCCUUAAUAGGGAACACAUGUGAUGGGCAGCAGCAUUGCAACCUAGCUGUGUGAUACAAAAGUGAAUACAAAUACAAAGAAACUAGUCCUGCGCUCAAACUCCCAUUACUCCUGGGCGGCAGCAACGACCAUAGUACACAGCAGCCAAAAUACAUAUAGUAAAAACCAAAUGCAAUUCAGGUGCUCUGAGCAAUGAAUGCCUCUUAAGUGUAGCUCCUCUUAGGUAACCACUUAAGGACGGCGGGUGUUCUAUGCCGUCCUUAAGGAGCCAAGCCUAAACCCCGGCGAGCGGCAUAGAACCCGUCGUUCCUCCGCUAGUGAUCAGCGUUGCUCCCGGUCUGGGGGAACUGCCUGAUGGCCCAGACAGACCCCCUCUGCAAACUAAACCCCCGCGGACCAUUUGAUCGCUCGCGAUAGGCGUCCAUAGUGCUGCCUGCAGUGGGACUGCCUGGGCUGUCAGGUAGUCUUCCUGCUUUUCUAAAAUAUAAAAUAAAUAAUUUAUAUAUAUAUAUAUAUAUAUAAUGCCAUACUAAGUGUAUUUUUAUAUUUGUUGUGUCUGUCAGCGUAGUGUCCAGAGUAUGGAGGCGCUACCAGGAGACAGGCCAGUACAUCAGGAGACGUGGACGCAGGACCGCUACCUCCGCCUUUGUGCAAGGAGGAACAGGAGGAGCACUGCCAGAGCCCUGCAAAAUGACCUCCAGCAGGCCACAAAUGUGCAUGUGUCUGCUCAAAUGGUCAGAAACAGACUCCAUGAGGGUGGUAUGAGGGCGCGACGUCCACAGGUGAGGGUUGUGCUUACAGCCCAACACCAUGCAGGACGUUUGGCAUUUGCCAGAGAACACCAAGAUUGGCAAAUUCACCACUGGCGCCCUGUGCUCUUCACAGAUGAAAGCAAGUUCACACUGAGCACAUGUGACAGACAUGACAGAGUCUGGAGACGCCGUGGAGAACAUUCUGCUGCCUGCAACAUCCUCCAGCAUGACCGUUUUGGAAGUGGGUCAGUAAUGGUGUGGGGUGGCAUUUCUUUGGGAGGCUGCACAGCACUCCAUGUGCUCGCCAGAUGUAGCCUGACUGCCAUUAGUUACCGAGAUGAGAUCCUCCUUGUGUGCUGGUGCGGUUGGCCCUGGGUUCCUCCUAAUGCAAUACAAUGCUAGACCUCAUGUGGCUGGAGUGUGUCAGCAGUUCCUACAAGAUGAAGACAUUGAUGCUAUGGACUGGCCCGCCCGUUCCCCCAGACCUGAAUCCAAUUGAGCACAUUUGGGACAUCAUGUCUCGCUCCAUCCACCAACGUCACGUUGCACCACAGACUGUCCAGGAGUUGGCAGAUGCUUUAGUCGAGGUCUGGGAGGAGAUCCCUCAGGAGUCCAUCCGCCACCUCAUCAGGAGCAUGCACAGGCAUUGUAGGGAGGUCAUACAGGCAUGUGGAGGCCACACACACUACUGAGCCUCAUUUUGACUUGUUUUAAGAACAUUACAUCAAAGUUGGAUCAGCCUGUAGUGUGUUUUUCCACUUUAAUUUUGAGUGUGGCUCCAAAUACAGAUCUCCAUGGGUUGAAAAAUUUCCAUUUUUUUAUUUUUGUGUGUUUUUGUUGUCAGCACAUUCAACUAUGUAAAGAACAAAGUAUUUCAGAAGAAUAUUUAAUUCAUUCAGAUCUAGGAUGUGUUAUUUUUGUGUUCCCUUUAUUUUUUUGAGCAUUGUAUGUAUGUAUAUAUAUAUAUAUAUAUAUAUAUAUAAAUUUUUUAUUCAAAAUACACUUAUAAUUAAAUUAUAUAUCUAUAUAUAUAAGUAAAUUAAAAUAAUAAUAUAUAUAUAUACACACACACACGCACACACACACAAAAUUACAUAAAUAAUUUAAUAAAUAUACACGACUUUAAAUAUAUAUAUAUAUAUAUAUAUAUAUAUUUAAAUUCUACGUGCAUAUUUAUGUAAUAUUCUUACAUAACAAGGUAAUUUUAUUGUUUGCAACUUGCGGGACCUGCCUGAAAACCCAGGCCGAAAGUCCAGGGAAUUCAAUUAGCUAGCACUAUAUUUAACCCUGUAACUUUCCAAGACACCCUAAAACCUGUACAUGGGGGGUACUGUUUUACUCGGAAGACUUCGCUGAACACAAAUAUUAGUGUUUUUUUUAAAACAGUAAAACAUAUCUCACACAUUUCUCACACACAAAUGACAAUUUCACUGACAAUAUCAUAGAUUUUACUGUCUUGAAACACUCAUAUUUGUAUUCAGCAAAGUUUUCCGAUUAUAACAGUACCCCCAUGUACUGGUUUUAUAGUGUUUUUAAAAGUUACAGGGUCAAAUAUAAGGCAUGCCCAUGUAAUUUUUUCAUAAUAUAAACGCUAACUUUGGCCAGUUUUUGUGACUAAGUGGCUAUUAAAAAAGACUGGAAAUAUCCCAUAUUGAAUAUGGGUUGUCUACUUUUGCAAAUGGUAUGCUAUCAUGGGGUAAUUCAAAUUUCUAGGCUACGAUACAGUGUCAAAGGCAACAUAACCAGUCUGGCAAAUUUUAAUGUGUAUAAACUUAAAAAUUUACUGUGCUAUAUCUGACCUUGUAAUUUUCCAAAACACCAUAAAAUCUUUACAUUUGGGGUACUGUUGUACUCCUAAGACAUCGCUGAAUACAAAUAUGUGCAUUUUAUUGCAGUAAAAAGUAACAGUGUUAUGGCAGUCACAAUUAAAAUGCUAUGCAGAACAAAUUUUUUGUUUUUUAACCCCUUAAGGACGGAGCCAAAUGUACACGUUGUGAACGAAACAAAUUGUAAACAAAACCUGGCAUUUGCGCUACAUGUCUGUCCAACCGUAAUUCACCUAUUUCAUAGUAAAUGCACCCACCCUUGUUAUAUAUCAUUUUAUUCAGGGGAAACAGGGCUUUCAUUUAAUAUCAAAUAUUUAGAUGUGAAACAUAAUUUAAUAUGAAAAAAACGGGAGAAAAUAAGAUUUUUUUUAUUUUAACUGUCAAUGUCAUAAUACUGUUUGCUUUUACUGCAAUAAAAUACACAUAUUUUAUUGAGCAAAGUCUCACAUGUAAAACAGUACCCCCUAUGUACAGGUUUUAUGGCAUUUUGGGAAGUUACAGGGUCAAAUAUAGCACGUUACAUUUGAAAUUGAAAUUUGCCAGAUAGGUUACGUUGCCUUUGGGACUUUAUAGUAGCCAGGAAUGAAAUUUUAUUUUUACAGUUUUUGCAAUAAUAAUGUGUGCAUAAUUAGUGCAGGUUAAGGAAAGUAAAGACGCAUUAGUUGUUCUGAUUUACAGAAUAUAUAAUGUGUCUGGGAUUUUAAGUUUUUUUUUGGUAGUUACAGGUCACAAAGCACAAGGAGUAAAAUAAACUUUUAAUGUGGAGCGAUUUUUAGAAUUUGGUAUGUUUGUCUUGUAAGCUUAAUAGCCAUAAAAGAAAACAAAAUUGCCACACUAAAGUAUAUAUUUAUAUAACGUAGACAUCACAGGCUAUUUACCUAGGGUUGUUUUGAUACUUUCUACGUAGCCAUUUCAUCGCCAACCUCUGCUAAAUAUUGGAGUAAAAUUGUGGUUUUUUUUGUUUUUGGCACACAAACUUAUAACAAAGAAAUUCUCAUGUGUAUUUUGUAAAGUUGGGUGUGCUAUUCCUGUACAAAGUUUUAUUUUGUGUUCAGUUCCAUCUGCUGAGCAAAAUGACACCCCAAUUGUAUGUCUUUGGCACUAUUUUGUGAAGUUACAGUGCCAUAUAGGAGGCCCGUUCUUUUCAGUAUUCACAGUAGAAAUUUGAGAGACGGAUUUAAUGAGCCUAUGCUUCCAUUUGGGGUAUUAUACCAGUUUAACUGAUCAAAAAAAAAACACAAAGGCCUACCAUUUGUAAAAGUAGACACUCCAGGGUAUCUCAUAAGGUGCAUAUUGUGCCUUAACAUGCCCCCAUUUUUUUCACCAAUAUAUGCUAAAGUAUGUGAUAAAAAUAAUUUUGUGCAUUUUUUACAUACGGAUUGCAUUUUUGCUGGGCGUUUUGUAUAUUUCCUAUGUGCCACUAAGUUCAAACCUCCCAAAUUAUGCUCAGCUAAGUCUUCUGAAUAAAAAGACACCCCGACGGGAAAAUUGCCAUAACGAUGAGUCCGUCACCCGUUAAAAUUAACCCCGGAUCGCCGGGUUAAUGGUGCUCCGGUCUGCCUCUGUAUUAGCAUGUCAGAGCGAGCACAUGUGCUGCGUAUACUCACCUUCCGCCUCCCUGCACUUCCUGGUUCUGUGUGAAGUGUAGGGGGCCGGAACAGUGCUGAUCCUGCCCCCUUUUGAAAAAAUAUAAAGUUUAUUUAAAAUCCCACCCCCCUUUACUCAUUUUAAUUAAAAAUUAACCCCUUCCCUGCCAGUCGAUCACUGCCUACAGUGAUCAGAAUAUAGAUCACAGUAUUAUUCUGUGAUCUAAUUUUUUUUUAACCCCUGAGGAUUAACUUUUAUUCAUUUUUUAACCCUCAGGGUUUCAAUUUAUUUAAAUAAUUAAUUUAAAUAUUUUAGAAUUAUGUAUUUUGCUAGCUCGGGUGGGUGGGUGGGAGUUGUGGGAAAAUGGGGAAUUUACUGUUAGUGCUGCUUACUGCUAGUUAAGGGUUAACGGGAAAAAAAAAAGCUUAGAAAAAGGUUAAAUCUGUAAAAAAAAGUUUUAAGAAAGUUUAGGAAUGUUUAAAAAAAACUAAUAAGGAAAGCAAAAGUUUAAAAACUAGUUUUUAAAAGUAAAAAAAAGGUUUCAAAAAGUAAAAAAAUACAUUUAAAAACGCUCAUUACCACUACACUUGGAACAAACUAGAGAAAAAAAAUUAUCCCACGAUAAGGCUCAAAAUUUGCCUUUUGAUUACCCCAGGGGGUAUUCUAUAAUAAAUAGUAUGUGUUUGUGGGGAAGUUUCAAUAAUCAACCGUCUAAACUACUCCAUGGACACAGCGUCAAAAUUCAAAUAUACUGUGCAAACUCACUUUGUGUGUCAAAAAGGCAGAAAAAACACUUAUUACCACUACACUUGGUACAAGCUAGAGGAAAAAUGAUCCCACGCUAAGGUUCCAAAUAUACCUUUUGAAAUACCUUGGUGUGUCUACUUUAAGAAAUGGUAGGCCUUUGUUGGGUAGUUUGAAUUUAAACCCUGCUAAGAUGCUUGGAAAUUGCACAUAGGCCCAGCCCAAAAUUCAAAGUUCGGUGAAAACUGAUAUGGCUUGGUCUCCUAUAUGGCACUGUAUCUUCACGAAAUAGUGCCAAAGACAUUCAUUGGGGGUGUCUUUUUACUCAGAAGACUUAGCCGAGCAUAAUUUGGGGGGUUUGAACUUAGUGGCACAUGUGAAAUAUACAAAAUGCCCAGCAAAAAUGCAAUCCAUAUGUAAAAAACGCACAAAAUUAUUUUUUAUCACAUACUUUAGCAUAUAUUGGUGAAAAAAAUGGGGGCAUGUUAAGGCACAAUAUGCACCUUAUGAGAUACCCUGGAGUGUCUACUUUUACAAAUGGUAGGCCUUUGUGGGUUUUUUUGGAUCAGUUAAACUGGUAUAAUACCCCAAAUGGAAGCAUAGGCUCAUUAAAUCCGUCUCUCAAAAUUCUACUGUGAAUACUGAAAAGAACGGGCCUCCUAUAUGGCACUGUAACUUCACAAAAUAGUGCCAAAGACAUACAAUUGGGGUGUCAUUUUGCUCAGCAGAUGGAACUGAACACAAAAUAAAACUUUGUACAGGAAUAGCACACCCAACUUUACAAAAUACACAUGAGAAUUUCUUUGUUAUAAGUUUGUGUGCCAAAAACAAAAAAAAACACAAUUUUACUCCAAUAUUUAGCAGAGGUUGGCGAUGAAAUGGCUACGUAGAAAGUAUCAAAACAACCCUAGGUAAAUAGCCUGUGAUGUCUACGUUAUAUAAAUAUAUACCUUUGUGUGGCAAUUUUGUUUUCUUUUAUGGCUAUUAAGCUUACAAGACAAACAUACCAAAUUCUAAAAAUCGCUCCACAUUAAAAGUUUAUUUUACUCCUUGUGCUUUGUGACCUGUAACUACCAAAAAAAAAAUUAAAAUCCCAGACACAUUAUAUAUUCUGUAAAUCAGAACAACUAAUGCGUUUUUACUUUCCUUAACCUGCACUAAUUAUGCACACAUUAUUAUUGCAAAAACUGUAAAAAUAAAACAAAAUUUUCAUUUUUUUUUAAUUUUUCUGUAUUUUUUUAUAAUAAAUAAGUGUGUGUGUGUGUGUGUGUGUGUGUGUGUGUGUGUGUGUGUGUGUGUGUGUGUGUGUGUUACAUCAAAUUAAAGCCCUUUCUGUCCUUUAAAAAAUGAUAUAUAAUAUGUGUUGGUGCAAUAAAUUAGUAAAAUGCAAAUUGCAGUUGAAGGCAAACAGCAAAAAGUGAAAAAAAUGCUGUUGUCAUUAAGUGAAAGACAAGCUUCUGAAGCUCUGUCCUUAAGGGGUUAAACAACCAGGACCAUCUGUCUGACAACCAGAGGGUAUUACAAAACCUGCACUUUUUGAAAAAUGAAGGGAAAAAAAGCAAAUGCACUCUUCACACAAAGAAUUUCACUUUUCCAGUUUAACUGCUAUAGAGCUUCUUAUUAAGGAUGAAGUUAGAGGAAGAGAGAUGGUUGUGUUUUUGUUUCUGUCAGUUCUUUUUUUGUUCUCUUCUAGCAAACAAAAUAAUAAUAAAACGUUUUAAAAAAACUAAGCAAAAAUAAAUUGGUAAACAUUGUGUAAUAAAUGUCAUCAUCUGGGACAUUAUAAUAUUUUGUAUGUUCAUCUGUUCCCCACUGAACACCAUUCCAUGACAUUUUAUAUGCAUGCAAAAAUGUAAUUGGAUAAGAAUUUUGCCAACUUAACAGUCUUGCUAUAAAAUAGGCAGUCUGUCUGUAUUGUAGGGCAUGCAGUACUUGGGAUCUCAUCGGUAUGUUCAUCGGGAUCUUGCAAGUCGUAAUAUUUUGGUGGAGAAUCAGAAUCACGUGAAGAUUGGAGAUUUUGGUUUGACCAAGAUUCUGCCUCAAGAUAAGGAAUAUUACGUUGUGAAACUGCGAGGAGAGAGUCCCAUAUUCUGGUAUGUACAUAGGUAAACAAGUGGAAAGAGAGUAGUUGAAAGGCACAAUUCUCACGUAUCAUGUUUAAUGCUUUGUUCUUUAAGCUAUGUUUGUGCUGCAAAACUUUGG